GCGUAACAACGGCAGCACGAAUCAGUACGGAGCUUCAGUUCCAUUGGCAGAUUCUCUGAUAGAUUGUGUUGUCCAUUUUCGGGCUGUUCCAAAGAAAAUCUCAUCUCAAGUAUCUCUUCGAAGUGACUGCUUGACGGGAUAAGGAAGAUUUUAAAUGUAAUAGUGUUGUUGUUUGGGUUAAACGGAAUGGCAAUGAGAAUUCAGGUUGGGUUUAUUUGGCGGCGUCUUUCUGGGGCGCUUACACUGUAUGAAUCAAUCUCUUCGACAUCACAUCCAAGUUUUCAGCUUCGGAGUUCAAUCUUUCGACCCUCGAUCUCCGCCAUUCUUCGCUCCUACACUACCGAAAUACUUCCUCCAAUAUCUACGGACCUUCUAAAGAUAAUGGAACAAAGACUGUCAGCCAUUGAGCACAGGAAUGAUUGUCUUCAGAAUUUUCUAAACCAGCCAGAAGCAUCACCAACGGAGUAUGCCAGAGCUAAUAAGGAACUUCGGAAGCUAAGUGGUUCCAUGGCCCUUAUCAAUGAAUUGAGAGCCAAACAGAAGGAAAUAGAUGGCUUGAAGUCAUUAUUGGCUGAAUCUUCUGAAGAUAAAGAGAUGGUUAAGAUGGCAACAGAAGAACUGGGCCAGGCCCUGGAAGAAGAAACAGGACUGCAAAAGUUGGUACUCAAGUCAUUACUUCCCAGAGAUGAUGCUGAUGAAAGGGACUGUAUUUUGGAGGUGAGAGCAGGUACUGGCGGGGAGGAGGCUUCCUUAUUUGCAAUGGACAUCUUUAAAAUGUAUGAGAAGUAUGCUCACAAAAAAGGUUGGAGGUUUGAAGUAGUUGAUGUAGCUCAAUCUGAUCUAAAAGGAUACAAGGAGGCUAGUGCGGCAAUUGCAGGAGCUGGCGUUUUUGGGAAACUUAAAUUUGAGAGUGGAAUUCACAGAGUGCAGCGUGUUCCUGUGACAGAAAAGUCAGGACGUGUCCACACCAGUGCUGUUUCUGUGGCCAUUCUCCCUCAAGCUGAUGAGGUUGAUGUUCAAUUGAAGAAUGAAGACUUAAGAAUUGAUACCUAUAGGUCCGGUGGUUCAGGUGGUCAGCAUGCAAAUACAACCAACAGUGCUGUUAGAGUAACUCACAUCCCAACUGGGAUGGUCGUGGCUAUACAAGAUGAGCGUUCCCAACAUAUGAACAAAGCCAAAGCACUGAAGGUACUGUGUGCAAAGCUAUAUGAAUUGGAAAGGUCCAGACUUCAAAGCAGUCGAUCAAAAAUUCGAUCAGAGCAGAUUGGUAGUGGGGACAGGUCUGAACGCAUCCGAACGUACAACUUUCCUCAAGGCCGUGUAACCGAUCACAGAGUCGGCAUUACUCACCACUCCAUUGAUGAUGUGAUGCAAGGUGAGAAUUUGGAUGUCUUCAUUGAUGCUCUUCUGUUGCGGCAAGAAAUGGAUGCCAUUGCGUCUUUCAGUUCUUCCCAGUAAUGCCUGUGGAAUCAGUUGCUUCUUGAUGAGAUCUUGUUUUGUCAAUUCACCAUUUACGGACCCUAUUGAAGUUUAUUGCUUCUGGUGAUGUGCAAUAAAGAUGUUUCAAAGUGUAAACAGGAAAGCAAAAAGGGAGUCUUCUCAUAUAGAACCUAGCUCCACAUUCAUGUAGAAGGUGCAUUCAAAGUAGAAAUAGGAGGGGAACAGAUCAAGCAGCAAGCCCUAUGCAUACUAAUUAUAAGAUUUGGCUUUGGGCCUCAAAUACAAUCAUGCUGUCUUGGGUCACUCUCUUUUCUUUUCUCUUGGUUUUUUUUCUUUCUUUUUUUAAAUUUUAAUUUUAAUGGCAGGCUGCUUAGGUGGGGAUUGAACCUUACAUCUGGUACCACAAAGAGCAGAUCUUCUGCAUGUAGUUGAUCACAAUUGUUACCCACACUUUAUUAA
Neltuma alba is the source of this 1899-nucleotide messenger RNA. RefSeq names its product peptide chain release factor 1. The record is from RefSeq and is a predicted model, not a curated record. Bases 187 to 1458 code for a protein of 423 amino acids. Lineage: Eukaryota; Viridiplantae; Streptophyta; Magnoliopsida; Fabales; Fabaceae. The transcript has 11 exons. Gene Ontology annotation, biological process: translational termination. Gene Ontology annotation, molecular function: translation release factor activity, codon specific.